CUUGGGAUACAUACAGUUCUAUAGACGAUAACAUAAAUUUUUUUUUGAGUAUCACAAGAAAUUUGCUGAAAUAGAGAGUUCAAGCGACAAGGGAUAUCCGAUGUGUCAGAACGUCUGGGUUAUGCUUAUCUAUGAUGGUAUAAAUUUGGCAAAAUACGAGCCCAUGCAUUGGAGUAUUACGAGACUUGGAAUUAUUACGCUUGGGAUGGAUGGAAUGCCUGAUGGCAGAAGACCCAUUCAAUUCGAAAUGGAGGAUAUUGACCUAGACGACUUGCGAGUGCUUUUCGAGAACAUCAAUCAAUGGCUGAUGGUCUGUACCAUGUCCGGGAAGCAUGAGAAAUGCGCAUCGCUAGACUCGUGCAAAUCUAGCACAUUGGCCUUACCAACUCGACUGAUAGAUGUUGGUACCCAAGAUGAAAACAUCCUCUGA
This is a messenger RNA of Fusarium venenatum, 430 nucleotides long. The record is from RefSeq and is a predicted model, not a curated record. NCBI's taxonomy places the organism in Eukaryota, Fungi, Ascomycota, Sordariomycetes, Hypocreales, Nectriaceae.